AUGGGGCUCGUGUCACAUUUGUACGACAGGAAGGAUGGAAAAUUCGUGUGUAAGAUCUGUAAAAAGGAAUACGUCAAGUCGAAAUCUGGUACAAUUUUUAAAUAUAUUUUGAAAAACUAGUUUUUUCGAAUAUUGAUAUUUUUUUUAAUGGUUACCAUUAUGUCUCGAAAAAAAAACUUCCAAGUCAGAGGUUACAAAGGCUUUGAGACUUAAUUUUUUAAAAAAAGCAUCAAAAAGCGCAUUAGUACGAUGGUACGAUUUUACCUCAAGUCCGCAAAUCUCCGAAAACCACUUAUCUCCGAAAACAAAAAAAUUCAAUUUUCUUUCUCUUUUUUUUGUACUCUGAGAUAACGGCUCCGGAGAUUUGCGGACUUGAGGUAAAAUCGUACCAUCAUUAGUACGGUUUAUAAUCUUUCAGGUUCGACUUUCUCUCUCAUCAAUCACAUCAAAAAGCUUCACCCUCAUGACUAUGAGAAAGCUGAAUUGAUAAGUGGACGCCCCCGGAAGAAGCCUCUCCAAACGCUUGAUUCCCCAUUGGCAGGAAAUGAACAGAUGACCGAAAGCUUUUUCGAACCCCAAAAAUUGGCGGAGGACGGUGAGGAGUCUUCAGAGAUCACCCGUGCCAUCACCGAAAUGAUCGUUAUCGACUUAAUGCCGUUCUCAACAGUUCAAAAGAAAGGGUUCCGUCAACUUCUUUCGAUCCUCAAGCCAAACUACCGACUUCCGUCCCGAUGGUCGUUCACUCGAACAGAACUUCCUCAAUUGCACGCCUUAAUACGGGAACGAGUUCAAGAAGAACUGGACGCCGCCGAGCACGUGGUUAUUUGUUUCGACUUGUGGAGCGAUGAAGGCUCACUUCACGAAGUAUUCGGCGUAUUCGCCUAUUUUCUCAAGGAGAAAACGGUCGUUCAGCGCCUCAUUGGAGUCAUCAACAGCCGAGAGCAGUGCCCUACCGAAGUCAACAUCGCCAACAAAACAAAAGAACUGCUCGACGAGUUUGGGAUUACGACAAAAGUUGUUGCCGCUGUAAGAGAUGGAGCCUCGAACGCAGUCAAAGCGUGUGACGUUCUUCCGUAUGAGAGUUUCGAUUGCUUGAAUCACAAUAUUCACCUUGCGGCUGCUGAGGGAAUCAAGACCAUCAUAGGACUAUCAGAGGUUCUCGAGAACUACAAAAAGAUUGUGAGAAAAUUGAAAAAGUCUUCGUUGGAUCAGAAGGGAUUCGAGCGCAUUCAAGAGGUUCUUGAAGAAUCAAAGCUCCACCUGACGAAAAACUCCCCACUGAGGUGGUGCCACUUGCGCGAUAUGUUCGUUCGUGCUCUGAGAUGCAAGGAGUCUAUAUCUAUACUCUUGGAGCGACGACCCGACCUUCCUCAACUCAGCGAAUCAGACUGGAGCUUGAUGGAAUCGACUUGCAAGCUUCUAAAACCGCUUUCCGAUCAAUCGGACGUUCAGGUUAUUAUAGAUUUAUUUGAGAUUUUUAAAAAUAAAGUUUAUAGAGACGUGGUUCGAGCGCUUCGGCUGUCAUCCCUAUUUGUCACUAUUUGGUUCACGUGAUGCGAAACAGGACCGAUGAACCCAGUUUGGCCAUUGCUGAAAGAAUGGCUUCGGAACUGAAUAAGUACGAAAGAACCGAUUAUCUUCUUGUCUCCACCUUCCUCGAUCCACAGUAUAAGGUGAGAAAAACUUUUUUCAUUUAUAAAAUUAUAAAUUUCAGGACUCUUUUUGCGAUGAAAAAAACUGAAGAGGGCUUUGAUUGAAACGAUUGUUGAAACAAACGUCAACUGUGUGGAAGGUUGGUUACUAUUAGUACAUAAUCAUUUCGAAAAUGAACAGUCAAAACUGAGCCAGCAGAUGAUGAGCCUCCGUGCAAGAAACCAACGGACGAUUUCGCCGAGUUUAUCAGAGUGAUAACAACAAAAUUAGUCCGUUAAAUUUAAUGUUUCAGGAACGGACGAACCCUCGGCCCAAAACUGCGGCUCAAAUUGACAUCGAACUCGCGGCAAGGAUUGUAAGUGAAUCUUUAAGCCUUUAGAUGCCAUAUAUAACAAGUUCAGGAGCUCGAUCGAUUUCUCGCCAUGCCGGUCGAGGUCGACUCGAAUGCGGUCGACUUUUGGACCAACCCGCUGACCAUUUCUCAGCUUCCUCUUUUCUCUCGCCACGCUAUGAAAUAUAUUAUCUGCCCUCCAGGAUCUGGCGAAAUUGAAAGAGUUUUUAGCACCGAAAGUUGCGACAAGUUGCGAAAAAGCCUUUCGGUUGAAAAUUUUGAAAAGCUCUUGUUUUUAUCUAAGAAUUUACCUCUCAUGAAGUGA
Molecule: messenger RNA, 2309 nt
Organism: Caenorhabditis auriculariae
Lineage: Eukaryota; Metazoa; Nematoda; Chromadorea; Rhabditida; Rhabditidae
Source: the annotation of a GenBank genome assembly